CAUCAGUUAGAACCUUCGAAAAGAAAAGGGAGAAGGCAACAAUAUCAAAAUUCGAUUUCAACAAUGCCUAUCGAGUACAUUCAAGUUGGAGAAACAGACUCUGAAGAAGAAGGAGAGGAAGAAACAGAGGAAGAAGGAGAAGAUGAUGAAGAAACACAGGGAGAAGAAGAAGAAGAAGAAACAGAAGGAGAAGAAAGCGAAGAGGAACUACUGGAAGUAGAAGAGUAUAUUCCUGUGAGGCAGUCGCCUAGGGUUUCGGGUGGAGCGGGGGAGGAACGGAGAGUUGGGAAGGGUGGAGGAGAGGAGAAGUGUUUUUCGAGUGGAACAGAUUGCGGAGAGGGUUCUCAAGGGAAGGAGAGGAACCACGGCGAAAUCGAUGGCUUGUUCUGCGCUAUCUGCAUGGAAGCUGCUUGGACCUCUUCCGGUGAUCACCAUGUCUGUUGUCUUCCUUGUGGACACAUUUAUGGCUUAUCAUGCAUUGAAAGAUGGUUACAAAAAAAUUCAAGUUCAAGAAAGUGUCCUCAAUGCAACAAGAAAUUUACAUUAAAAGAUGUUAGGAAACUGUUUGCAUUGCAGCUUGUUGCUAUGGAUGGAGAAGUGCAAAUGAGUGCUUCUUGGAGCAAGAAAGAAGCUGAAUGGAAAGAAAGAGAAACUCAAUGGAAAAAGAGAGAGGAUGAGUUGCAAAUAGAAGUUAAGCAACUUACUAAGAGGGCUAAAUAUUUGGAGCAUUUACUAGGAGAUGUACAGAGUGCGACACUUGGAGAAGUGACAGCCAAUAGGAAUAGGGAUUUUGAAGGACAUUCUCUAGGAUCCAACUUUGGCUCAGAGUUUAGCAGUGUGCAUUUUGUACCGAUGAAAGAACUGCAAGUGGAUGGUGCACGUUUAUUUGAUGUAGAUGCUUCCAGUCAUACUUUGUUAGUAACUCGUCGAUUGCCUGGGUUGGGUGGAACAUCUUUCCUUUCCAGAAUAAACUUGUUACCUCCGUAUGAAAGAGAAGACAUUUUUCUUCCUCCUGGUACAAAAGCAAUCAGGGACCUGCGAAUUUCCCCAUUUAAUAGUAGCCUUGCACUCUAUGCAUCUAUGGGGAAGAAAUUAGCAGUUCUCAGUACACAAAGCAACAAUGUCGUGCUUGCCUAUGAUCUGCCGGCUGCUGCAUGGUCAUGUUCAUGGGAUAUUAAUAAUUCACAUCACAUCUAUGCUGGGCUGCAGAAUGGCUCACUUUUGGCCUUUGAUAUGCGCCAAACUGCAAUGCCCAUGGAAUCGAUGAAUGGGCUGACAAGCAAUGUGAUUCAUACUAUAUGCUCUUUAAACAAUACGACUCUCCCUCUGGGUUGUGGAGCCAUAAUAUCUGCAUCCUCAGCUGGGCUUUGUCAUUGGAGCUUUGGUGGUGCUAGGGAAAGGCCCUUUUUGGUACCUAAGACGGAGAAUCAAGGAGUUUGUAUAUCUCUAGCUUAUAAUCACAGCAGCAAUGACAUCAUUGCUUCAUACCGCCCAAAAAUUUACUUUCCAAAUGAGAUGGCCAUUUCUCAACCUGUACUGACUCCUACCAUUGGGCAAGGAGUACAGGGUUCUCAUGUUCACUUUAAGAGACUUGGAAGUAACUCUUAUCAGAAGUUGGGCUCGGAUUUGGCCAAUGUAAAUGAUAUUCGACUGUCAAGAUCUACAAUUAUAUACAUACAAAAUAAGACUUUCUUUGCAUCUGGUGAUGAAGUUACAGUUGAAUUAAUCUUGCAAGAGUUGCCAUCUUUCACUGUUGUUCAACGUCUUAAGUCACCCAAGCUUCCUAUUCAUGAUGUAAAAUACACAGAUGCACUGGGCCAAGGUUUACUUGGUUGUUUAAGCGAGGAUGUAUUGCAACUAUUCAGCUUGAAGUUGUGAUAAAUAGGCUUCUGACCUUUCCUAAUGGGGAUAGCUCCACAUGGUUUCUCAUUCCUUUUGUGGAUUAUGCAACUGGCCCCAAUAUUCCAGUAGCUCCUUUUCUGUUUUUUUCUUUCUUUCUGAUUUUUGUACGGGGCACGUGAAUAUUUUGAGUUUCACUUGUAAAGGUUGUACCAUAGCAUAGCAUAGGGACUGGAUGAUUGAAGUUAAAUUAUUUCCAGGCAGCUGUACAUAUUGACAUACUUUUGUAUGAUAUUGAAUUAUUUAUUACAAAAAGUCUUAAUUUUUGUAAAAUGGAUCUUGUUUUAACUGUCCUCACAACAUAUUGACAUACUUUUGUAUGAUAUUUGCUGUCUGGGAGAGUUGAAGUCAAUCCACGUGCCUGGCUGACCAUAUGACCAUGGGAGAGCUCAUGUGUGCACUUCAGAAAUUCUGAGCAAGGAUUUAGUAGGAAUUGAACGAAGAUAACCAAAGGGUUUAACUGCCAGGAGGAUCUGCUGUUCAACCAACUAAUUGAACAAUGAAGCCACGAAGCCUGUGUUGCUUGUUGCAGGUAUGCUUUCCAUCAACCAGUUUUCUGUACUAAUAGAAAUUUGACCAAAGAAAGAAAUAAUUAUAAAGAGGGAUUUGUCUUAAACUUUCUAUCAUUCAGUGUAUUUAAACUUUAGAGGAUUGCCAAAUGGAAUAUCCUAUCAUUUCAGUCCAUUUAAACUUUAAAAGCUGUAAAGCUCCUUUCCAACGUCCUCAUUGUUUGAUAUCUUUCAUUUAGCCAUCAUGGGUUAUUCUUUUUGAAUUAUUGUUGCAAAAGCAUCCAUUUUGCACACAGGUCAUGUCAAUCAAAU
Molecule: messenger RNA, 2720 nt
Organism: Rubroshorea leprosula
Lineage: Eukaryota; Viridiplantae; Streptophyta; Magnoliopsida; Malvales; Dipterocarpaceae
Source: the annotation of a GenBank genome assembly